Messenger RNA from Chiloscyllium plagiosum (whitespotted bambooshark), 488 nucleotides. The record is from RefSeq and is a predicted model, not a curated record. Lineage: Eukaryota; Metazoa; Chordata; Chondrichthyes; Orectolobiformes; Hemiscylliidae.
GUACCACCGUCUGUAGCACCGUCUGUACCACCGCCUGUAGCACCGUCUGCAGCACCGUCUGUACCACCGUCUAUACCACCGUCUGUACCAUCGUCUGUAGCACUGUCUGCAGCACUGUCUACAGCACCGUCUGUACCACCAUCUGUACCACCGUCUGCAGCACCGUCUGCAGCACCGUCUGUACCACCGUCUGUAGCACCAUGUGCAGCACCGCCUGCAGCACCGUCUGUAGCACAGUCUGUAGCACCAUCUGUAGCACUGUCUGCAGCACCGUCUGUUGCACCGUCUGUAGCACUGUCUGCAGCACCGUCUGUACCACCGUCUGCAGCACUAUCUGUACCACCGUCUGUAGCACCGUCUGUACCACCGUCUGUAGCAUCAUCUGUAGCACCGUCUGUACCACCGUCUGCAGCACUAUCUGUACCACCGUCUGUAGUACCGUCUGUACCACCGUCUGCAGCACCGUCUGCAGCACCGCCUGUACCACC